Messenger RNA from Ipomoea nil (Japanese morning glory), 1068 nucleotides. RefSeq names its product glutathione S-transferase L3-like. Gene Ontology annotation, molecular function: glutathione transferase activity. The record is from RefSeq and is a predicted model, not a curated record. The coding region runs from base 121 to 825 and encodes 234 amino acids. The transcript is spliced from 10 exons. Lineage: Eukaryota; Viridiplantae; Streptophyta; Magnoliopsida; Solanales; Convolvulaceae.
UGCUAUCGUCACCAAUCAAUCAAAGCCCUAUAAAGCUCCACCUCAGUGUCAUUCAUCGCUCCAAACCACACAAAUUCACUUCGCUUUCACGAUCUUAAGGAAAUCAAACAACCUACGAAAAUGGCUACUCCAAGCGUUGAAGAGGUCCGCUCUCCCUCUUUGGAUUCCACCUCCGAACCACCUCACAUCUUCGAUGGAACCACAAGGUUGUAUAUCAAUUACCAGUGCCCCUUUGCCCAGCGUGCUUGGAUUACUAGAAAUUACAAGGGUUUACAAGAUAAGAUAAAAUUGGUUCCAAUUGAUCUUCAGAAUAGGCCUGCUUGGUACAAGGAGAAGGUGUACCCAGAAAACAAGGUGCCUUCUUUGGAGCACAACAACAAAGUAAUUGGAGAGAGUUUGGACCUGAUUAAGUAUAUCGACAGUAACUUUGAAGGACCUCGUCUUUUACCCAAUGAUCCUGAGAAGCAGAAGUUUGCCGAAGAGUUGAUUGCCUACAGUGACACAUUCCUCAAAGGAGUGUAUGGUUCAUUCAAGGGAAACCCUGAGAAAGAUGCAGCCGGUGUCUUUGACCACUUAGAAAAUGCACUUGACAAAUACGAUGGUCCUUUCUUCCUUGGAGAAUUCAGUCAGGUGGACAUUGCUUAUGCUCCAUUCAUUGAAAGGUUCCGUCCCUUCAUACUAGACGUGUUUAAGUAUGACAUUACAUCAGGCAGGCCUCGUCUCGCUACCUGGAUUGAGGAGCUGGAGAAGAUCAACGCUUACAAGGUGACCAAAUGCGAUAUCCCAAAGAUCAUCGAAUUCUACAAGAGUCGCUUUAUGGCAUAAUGUUUGAGUUUCAUCUCAUCACUGCCAGUCAUAUAUAAGAUUGCAUGCUCCUCAACAAGUGUGCUUUUUGCAACUUCAAUUCCUACCUUAAACGUUAUAACGCAUUGCAUAGUCUUUGUAGUUUAAAUAAAUAUCUGCGGCCGCCUCUGCAUUUCACAGUAGAUGCGAUUGUUGUAAUGUGUUAGUGGCAAAUGUUUCCCAUUUUAUAUCAAAUAAAUACACUUCCUUGUUUGAUUGGUUAAA